CCUCGGCAAUCACGCGACUAAGGCGACCAGAACGGGAGACAAUCGAACGAUAAAGUGAGCAGCAAGAAGAGCAGAAAGCGGCGCAGAAGCAGGAUCAGGUGUUGGCCUUGCUUUGUUCCCUCCAAAGAAGCACAACAAUGUCGUCGAAAUCAAUCGAAGCUGUUGGAACAGCGGCGGCUGAUGGGCAACGGAAGAGCGCGUCCCACGUCAAGGCUGAAAAGGCAGAUGCGCCAAGACCGGUGAAGAGAGUCAAACAGCAGCAGCAGCAGCUCGAGGCUCCUCCUUCAGUCUCUCCACCAGCUUCCAUGGAAAGAAAAGAGAGCGUGGACGAGGCAUUCGGUGACGAAGACGGUGAUAUCGAAGAUGAAGACGAGGAAAUGGAAGAGGACGACGAAGAGGACGAUGACGACGAGGCUGGCCCUGGUCGAGCAGGCAGCCAGCCAGCGGGCUCACAGGCAACAUCAGCAACUGGCAAGGCACCUAGCAAGAAGUCUAGGGACGAGAAGAAGAUCUCGUGUCUGCCCUGUCGCGAAGCAAAGAUCAAAUGCACCAUCCCAAGGGGAGCUCAGCAGUGUGAACGUUGUCAGCGCUCAGGAAAAGAUUGCGUGUUCAAGACACACAAGCGCGGCAGACGGCCAGGCAAAAUGCGCCAGCAGCAGGCCAAUCGUCGAUGGGAGCAGGCAGUCAAAAUCUUCGAGGAUCUCAAAAAGAUUACGACUGAACUCGGGGACGACAAGGCCUUGAGACUUGUUCAGAUCAUCCGAUCUAACAUUAUCAACAGCAAUGCCAUCCCCGAACCGAUUGCCAAGCUCAUCGACCUGGACAACGAGGAGAGGAGGCUGAUUCAAAUUAUCGAAUCUCGCAAGGAGAAUCUCGGAGGUCCACAUUCGAGCGAGGCGAUGAUGUAUGCAGCUUCGCCAGGCCGAAGCGGCGCCAAAAGAAAAUGGAGUGAACAUCAGAGCUCUUCUACUCACGUUCUACCCCAUUACCACCAACAACAGCUGCAGCUGAACCACCAACAACAGUCGAGAUCAGAUAGGGAGAGGAGUGACCAACGGGUCAUGGUCAAGAAGGAGGGAGGCACCCCGUUGUUUGAGAAUACGGUGACGAGAGGCUUUCUCGGCAUUCCAAAGAGCGAGGCAGAGACGUCUCUCAUGGUCGAUCUCGAGGACGAAGCGAGCGUUUCCGAGGUACCCGCCCACAUCAGCUCUUCCAGCAACCCGUUGAAGCUUCUGGCCCACGCCAGCGUCACAAGGACCAACAAUGGCCCACCACGAUCACACGCAGGCGAGGACAGUGCCGCUGGUGCCGGUUCUCACAGGGACACGGACCAUAAUGCACUGCCCAGAGGACUCGAUGGGCAAGAAUCGGAAAUGUCGACCCAUUUUCCCCGUCGAGGGGUUGCAGGUGGAUCCGUUCCCUCCCAAACCGCUCGCCGUCGCGCCGCACAAGACUUUGCCGACAAGCGUAACUUCAAGGGAAGUACCUUCCAGCCGGUGUACGAUCAUGAUCCAAAGUACGACCCAAUCACGCGCGGUCGCAUGACGUUGAAUCAAGCGUCGAAGUUGAUCGACUUCUUCUACGACCACUUCUCAAACUUCAUCUUCGUCUUUGACCGACAGCUUUCGGACCUUACUUACAUUCGCAAACAUUCCUGCUUUCUCCUCACCGUCAUGUGCGCCUUUGCCGCCUUUUACCAUCCUGACGAAGAGCACCGCGCGUUACAUCCGGGACUCACGGAGUGGUACGAAGGCCUAUUGCCGGCUAUGCUUAGCGGUGGCUUCAAGAGCGUUGAGAUUUCGCAAGCCUGCUACGUCCUAGCAUCAUUUGAACCUUUCGUCAAUGGCGCUGCGAGCGACAAGUCAUUCCUUCUCCUCGGCACAGCGAUCCGCAUGGCCGGCGAGCUUGGCUGUAAUUUGCGCAUGUAUAGCUACCACUUGCCAAAAGCCUUCCGACAACAGACGCCCGAGUCGAUGACGAAGCACCGUCAGCUCAAAAACACGGAGCGAUUGUGGCUGUCUUUGUGGCUGUUCGAGAGGACGUUACAUCUCAUGACGGGCCAGUCGCUCUCUCUGAACGAAGACGGUCCCACGGCUGUCUGUCUUUUCUGGCAUCGCAAGCCGCUUUCAUGCCCACAAGAUGGCGCAAUCGUUGGUCUCAUCGAACUUCGACGUAUUGUGGCUCAAAGGCAGUGCUACUACGAGGAGGAGCUUCGGCAUCCUCUCAGUGAGUUCUUGAAGCGCUACACCGUCAAGAAGAGGGAAGACGACGUACAGGUAUCUGCAAUGACCCGUGACGAGCGCGAUCGUCUGGAGGAUGUGAAGAUCCGCUACACUACUUUUCGAGAUCGAGCGAUCGACAGCCUCAGAAAUUGGCGCAAGCUUUGGAUCGGUUGGUCCGUCGAAGAUAGCGAUGAUGAGAGCUCUGUCAAUACGACGACGACAAAGACGCCACUCGAGGCCACUGGCGAGCUUCACUACUACAUCGCCGUACUCCUCACCCUCUCGUUACCACUCAAAGAUUCCGAGAAGGUCACUCCGUACUUUCUGCAGGAUUCGUUCCGCGAUUGUUUCGAUGCCAGUCUGCAGCUCUUAACGCUGUUCCGCACGUACAGAGGUAUGGAGUUCAUGAGCAACAACAUGAUCAUCAGUGCCACGUACUCGUGCAUCUUCGCUCUGGACCUCGCCUUUGGCGGGAGAGCCGAUUUUCCACUGCCGCGGUCUCACAAGCCCGAGGACAUCCAGGACCAGUGCCAGGAGCUGGGGGUAAAGCUGAAGCAAGCGGGCGAAAAGUGCAUUAAUAGCCUACAGAGUGCUGCCUGGCAAUGCGGCCAUUAUAUCGAGACCACAUUGGCGAGGAUAAGGGCAAAGCACGGCGAGGGCGAGGUCAAAUCGAGCAAACGCGCGUCGACAAGGGACCGGAACGCAAAUCCCUCUGCGCCUCCCUCAAGUUCCUCGGCGUUGGCGUCAACUUCGAUUCCCUCAUUGGAUGGCUUUCUGAUGGACGGCUACCCAGGUCCUCCAGGAGGUGGCAGAGGCAGCGGCAAUAGACAGCGACCGCAGAGCCACGAGAGUGCCUGGCUUGGUGCCUUAUCGACCAGCAUGGCCCAAGAAAGCAGCGCUGCCGUUGCGGCUGCUGCAGCUGUCUUUGGUGCGGCACCAGGUGGAAAUAUGGUGGGGUCUUAUGAUUCAUCGACGUACGGUCAUUCCUCCACGCUUCCCAAUGAACAACGCCAGCCCAUGAGCCAUGCCGAUAACAGCAGCCGGUCCGUCGACUACCAGGCCGAGCAUCAUCCACACGUGUAUUCCCUGCAGCAAGUUCCUGAACGAUUUGCCGACGCGCAGCCCUCAUCUCUUCUGACGCCCUCGUCAAAUGGCAACAGCAACCAGCAGCGUUCCGUUGACAGCAUCUUCGAUCUCACGGACCUGGGCCUGGGCGGUAGCGGCAUGGAGCUUGGCGGGCAUGGCUCUGGUGGAGGAUCGUCAGGCCUAGGCUUCGACGCAAGGGCCGACGACGGACAAUUUGUUCCUGUCCUCAGCCAACUCAACGCCAUGUCGUUCUUCAUUAACGGGUCAGGCCAGGGACAGCAGUAUCCUGCAGAAGCCCUGACGCCGCAGCAGCAUCUUCAGCACCAUCACAAUCAACAAUCGUAGCAAUAAGCUUUGUAAAAAAAGACCCUCUCUGGCUCUUCAUUCUUAUCUGCAUUCCUUACAUCUACUUAGUCCUAUAAGUCAUCAUUCCCACUCUUUUCGUCACCCUUGUACAGCAUUGUUCGCUACCCUCUCUCCUACCGUCUUCUGUUAUUGAUGUUUCACCGCCACCAAAUUUUUUCUCCUCCCGACAACGUUG
This is a messenger RNA of Acaromyces ingoldii, 3849 nucleotides long. RefSeq lists its product as hypothetical. Gene Ontology annotation, biological process: DNA-templated transcription; regulation of DNA-templated transcription. The coding region runs from base 138 to 3653 and encodes 1171 amino acids. Gene Ontology annotation, molecular function: DNA-binding transcription factor activity, RNA polymerase II-specific; zinc ion binding; transcription cis-regulatory region binding. The record is from RefSeq and is a predicted model, not a curated record. Gene Ontology annotation, cellular component: nucleus. The transcript is spliced from 5 exons. NCBI's taxonomy places the organism in Eukaryota, Fungi, Basidiomycota, Exobasidiomycetes, Exobasidiales, Cryptobasidiaceae.